Lepus europaeus (European hare) is the source of this 2535-nucleotide messenger RNA. RefSeq names its product melanoregulin (gene MREG). The transcript has 5 exons. Gene Ontology annotation, biological process: melanosome transport; melanocyte differentiation. NCBI's taxonomy places the organism in Eukaryota, Metazoa, Chordata, Mammalia, Lagomorpha, Leporidae. Gene Ontology annotation, cellular component: melanosome. The record is from RefSeq and is a predicted model, not a curated record. Bases 24 to 671 code for a protein of 215 amino acids.
GCCAGAGCGGGUGGCCGCUCUCCAUGGGGCUGAGGGGCUGGCUGAGGACCGUGUGCUGCUGCUGCUGCCCCGGCAAGUGCCUGGAGGAGCCCGCCCUGCCCGAGAAGGAGCCCCUGGUCAGUGGCAACAAUCCGUAUUCCUCAUUUGGAGCAACUCUGGCAAGGGAUGAUGAAAAGAACUUAUGGAGUCUGCCUCAUGACGUGUCCCACACAGAGGCUGACGAUGACAGAAUCCUGUACAAUCUGAUAGUCAUUCGUAAUCAGCAGGCAAAGGACUCUGAGGAAUGGCAAAAACUCAACUAUGAUAUCUAUUCCUUGCGGCAGAUUCGAAGGGAAGUGAGAAACAGAUGGAAACGCAUUUUAGAAGAUUUAGGUUUUCAAAAGGAAGCAGACUCUUUGUUGUCUGUGACCAAACUCAGCACCAUCAGUGAUUCCAAAAACACCAGGAAGGCUCGAGAGAUGUUGUUAAAACUGGCUGAAGAGACCAACAUUUUCCCAACAAAUUGGGAGCUUUCGGAAAGAUAUCUCUUUGUUGUGGACCGUCUCAUUGCUCUUGAUGCCGCGGAAGAAUUCUUUAAAAUUGCUAGUCAGACUUACCCCAGGAGGCCUGGAGUCCCCUGCCUGGCAGGUGGCCGGAAGGAACCUCACUACUGUCCAUUUCCAAGUCCCUAAAGGAACACUCAGUUCUUCACUGGGAUUCAACAACUACCUAAAUUGGACAACUGUGUGUCAAAGAGAGUGGACAAGUACAGGGCUUGCUAAUGAAAAAAUUAUUCUGAAUUCUACAAAUAUGUGAGGCCGGCUGGCACUGCGGCUCACUAGGCUAAUCCUCUGCCUGCGGCGCCAGCACCCUGGGUUCUAGUCCUGGUUGGGGCACUGGGUACUAGUCCCGGUUGCUCCUCUUCCAGUCCAGUUCUCUGCUGUGGCCCGGGAGUGCAGUGCAGGAUGGCCCAGGUCCUUGGGCCCUGCACCCGCAUGGGAGACCAGGAGGAAGCACCUGGCUCCUGGCUUCGGAUUGGUGCAGCAUGCUGGCUGCAACGCGCCGGCCAUAGUGGCCACUUCGGGGGUGAACCAACGGCAAAGGAAGACCUUUCUCUCUGUCUCUCUCUCUUUCUCUCUCUCACUGUAUAACUUUGCCUCUCAAAAUAAAUAAAUAAUUAAAUAAACAAAUAUGUGCGGCCACCCUGAAGACCUUACCCUCUGAAAUGUUCUGGUUGCAUUGAAACACCCUGGUGACCUUUCAAUGAGAGAAAACUGGUCAAUGAGAUAAUUCAUUAUGGAUGGUUAGAUUCCAAAAGACCAGUACUCCAGUUUGAGUUGUGCAAUAUGCUCCAAUAAUUAAUCCUAUUUGGAGAGUGGAAUAUUUUAAUUAAUAAAAAUAAUGAAAUUAAUACAGCUAUCAUUGAACCCAAACAUAGGUUACCAAUUUUCAAAUAAUUAUGAAAUACAGACUGAUCCCCAAUAGUACUAGGUAUUAUGUGACCUCUCUUUGAUUUGGAAGAAUCUGGAGAACCUUAGAAGAUAUCUCAGGCAUUAUUUUUAGUAUCAAAUGUGAUUAUUCAGAAGUAGGUAUAUAUCACUUCUCAGCCUUUUGGCUAAGAUCAAGUGCAGAAGUAGGCAUGUAAUAGAGAGUAGAAAUGUCUAGGUGUACUGCCCAGAAGUGAGUUUUAAAUAGUUCCCCUUCACUUGUGGUCAGUGCAUCUCGAAUUCCCAUUGUUAUUGAUAUCUAGUUGCCUUAUUUUUGCAUACCAUCCAUUUCUGGUCCCAAAGCUCUUGACAUUUUAUCCAGGAUAACAUCUGUAAACUGAAAUGUUUCACCUCUUCUUCCUUCUCAUUUUUAAUCUGUUUCCAGCUUACUGUCUGAGAGUUGCACCUGCUCAGGGAUCACUCAUGCAGACUUGGAGCUAUGCAAUCAGAGCUGCCUCGAAGGAGGUCACUGCUGAACUUGAACUUUCUUCUAUGCUGGAGACGAUUUUCAGAAUGGAGCAGUGCUACCAAUGCGGCUUGCUUCUGUCCACACAUGGAGUCUAGCGUCACAAGUUACUUGCUGCUCAAGCAGGGAGCUUGCCAAGAUCCUGGUUCAUUUUACUGAAAAGACUUUAAGAACUUGUAGAAUUUAUUAGUAGAUUGCUGAGAGCAAUAGAAAUAUUUUUAUUUUUACAGAUUUUGCAAUUCUGACUUCAGGUUAAAAGCUAACUUGUAUUUAGUCCGGGGGAUUGUGAGUUGAAAAUUUUCAUAUCCUGAUUAACAUUUUUUGGUAGCACACACAGUGUUUAAAAUAUUUCCUAAAAGAGGUUGAUGUUACCCAUUUUCAUUGCAAACUCUUUUUUUUUUGCAGAUCAAUUUAACUGUCAUAUUUCAGGAAAAUUCCACCAAGUUCAAUGAAUUAGCUGGGAAUUUUAUUUUUUAUAUUUAGUGCUUAAUCUCUGUCUAAUGUUAAGAUUAGCCUUCAGAUAUUUUGCAUCACUUCUGUAGGCUUUUGGAAUAUAAACAUCAAGAGUGAAACAAACAAUAAAAUUAUCAGAAAACCUUAGAA